This is a messenger RNA of Sinocyclocheilus grahami, 3989 nucleotides long. RefSeq names its product NEDD4-binding protein 1. Gene Ontology annotation, cellular component: nucleus; PML body. NCBI's taxonomy places the organism in Eukaryota, Metazoa, Chordata, Actinopteri, Cypriniformes, Cyprinidae. Bases 259 to 2835 code for a protein of 858 amino acids. Gene Ontology annotation, molecular function: RNA binding. The transcript has 7 exons. Gene Ontology annotation, biological process: negative regulation of protein ubiquitination; negative regulation of proteasomal ubiquitin-dependent protein catabolic process. The record is from RefSeq and is a predicted model, not a curated record.
AGACUCUUAUCUGUAAUCAAAGCGAUGACAUCUCAGCAAACGUCGUCGUCUGUUGAUGACGCGCGCGGGGUUUUCCGGGUGCGACGGUUUGAGAUGUAGGCUAGCAGGCUAACCGAGAGUAACGUCAAAACACAGAUACUACAGAAGAGUCAGAGGGCGGGAAGCGAACAUGAAGGAGGUAAACGAUUCAUUUUACAAGGGGUGUUUCUGAAAGUGAAGUCGCCGUGAUCUACAUAGAUUGAUAUAGCUAAAAAUAUAAUGUCAACAACGCGGCCCCUCCUCGGGAUGAAGCGAAUCACCGAGGUAACCUGCACAGAGCCGCCGGGAGGCAGGCAGUCCCCGACCGCCAGCAGAACGCAGUCCGAGCCGCUCACCGUAGACGAGUUCACGGUACACGAGGACAAGCAAGCAGAGCUCAGAUGCAGCAAACCGAAGGUCGAACAGGUUUUCCAAGUGACAUUCACCAUUAUUGGGCUCUUGGAUCACACAGGAGCCCACGGAAGUAAGGCUUCCAGACAGAUCUGGCUCCAGCUGAAGGGAAAAAAGGAGGAUGUGUCUAAAGCGAAGGAGUAUGUGAAAGGCCUGUGUGACCCAGAGCUUCAGAAGGAGGAAUGGUACCCGGUGGACAUGCACUGCAUUUUUGCUGGUGCUCGUGGACUCUUUUUAGACCGGCUGCUUAGAGACACAAGUGCAGAGGUCCAAGUACUGGAGCCGGGUCGUCUGAGGUUGAGCGGGUGCGCGGAGGCCGUCGUUAUGGCUCAAAGUCGUGUUCAACAGUUUGUCGCUCUCUUUCAGGAGAAGCGAAGCUUGCCAGCUGAUAGAGAGCCCUUGGUUAAGCGCACCUUUAAGAAUUUUGUGGAGGACCGGGCUGAUAAAUAUGCCAUGGAGCUGCUUUUGCUCCCCAGUGCCCUCAAAGAGGAACUUUUGGGCUUGGCCCAAAGCCCCACACAGCCUAUAGCUAUCAUAGACCUUGAGCAGGACCGCUCCCAGACUAGUACACCCGUAACAGACCUCUCCAACCGUAUCCUGGACACCACUUUUGAGGAUAAAACCGCAGCUCCUGCGACCACUCCUGAUGUUAUGCCCGGUCUAAACGGUCGGCCUUGCAACAAGCGUCGGUCCUCUGAAAGCGAGCAGAGGGACACUAAGAGGCAAUACUCAUUAGAGAGGAGAGAAGAGGAGCAGUUGGAAGAGCGACAGCGAGAGCCAAGCCAAACUUGGACAGUUACAUCUGCGAAAGGGACACUAGCAGCUAGUGAAUCGAUAAAUGAAAGUGAGGCAGUGAGUCCUGAGACUAACUUGCGCUGUCUUGUUAACUUCUUCCGAACCAUGGGCUACCAGCAGGAGGUGGUGGAGCAGGUGGUGCGUGAGACGGGGCAGACAGAGGACACGUUUUUACUUCUGGAACAAAUUGUUGAAGAGACUCAGAAGAGCCAGGGAGCACAGCGCACUUCUCGCACGCCCGACCCAUCCCCCUGUGCAAACACCUCGUCCACCUCUACCUGCGUCAGGCUCAAAGAGAAGGAACGGGCACAGAUGAGAGCUCUCGCAGAGAUCAAGUGCAAAGAAAACAUUAGACCUCCUAGCACUAACGGCAUAGGUCAGAAGAACCAGACAAGCAGUGUGCCACUAGCUUCUACCACUCUUAAAAGAAACAAUGGUGCACAGAAUGAUGUGUGUGAAGUGAUCAUCAUUGAUGACGAUGAUAACGACUUCACAGAGAUAGAGAGGAAGCCCCGAAUGGCUGCACUUGAUUUGAAGUCAGAGUCCCGGUUUGACUACUUGCCCCGUGGUAGCUCUCACACAAUGGUUCCAGUGCGGAUGGAGAGUGUGACCAAUCUCCGCAGCUCCUCUCAAGGCCCUCCUCUCCGGAGCACCGACACACGACCAGGAUGCUCUUACCAGACGCUCCCUGGAAGGGCACCUUUACCUCGCUCUGAGGCACAUAGCACCUCUAAACCAGCACCCCUCACCGGCAUUUCUCGUUUCCAGCAGUCCCUGAGAACCCCCUACCGACUAGUCCUACAAAAUGAACCGGGCUGCCCUGAUCUGCGCCACAUCAUCAUCGAUGGGAGUAAUGUGGCAAUGGCGCAUGGACUCCAUCGAAUCUUUUCUUGUCGUGGGAUCGCCAUCGCUGUAGAGGCCUUCUGGCGCAGAGGCCACAGAGAAAUCACUGUCUUUGUUCCUCAGUGGAGACAGAAAAAGGACCCCAACAUCACUGAACAACACUUUCUGAAUCAGCUGGAAAACCUGCGACUCCUAUCUUUCACCCCGUCUAGAGAAGUGUGUGGACAGAGAAUUUCCUCCCAUGAUGACAGGUUCCUGCUUCAUCUGGCUGAGAAGACAGGAGGGGUCAUUGUCACCAAUGACAACCUGAGGGACUUUGUGAACCAGUCAGAAGCGUGGAGAAGGAUUAUUCAGGAGAGACUCUUACAGUUCACCUUUGUAGAAGAUCACUUUAUGAUCCCAGAUGACCCACUUGGAAAGAAUGGACCUCACCUAGACGAGUUUCUAUUGAAUGACCGUCGAGGUAGUCCCAUAAUGGCCCCACCGAGAACAGACAUUCGGGCAACCCCGUCAGUAUAUGCCUCGGCAGUGCAGUCCACAGCACAUCCCUCUUCCCCUUCCCACUGGCCACACUCCGGACCUCCAGACUGGCACCUUCCUCGACCAUCCCCUUCUCCACCUCCACAGCGGUCGCCCUCAGAAACCACAGAGCUCAAAAGGAAGUUGUACGACAUCUUUCCUGACCAAAAACAACGUAUCGACCGUAUCCUCAGCGACAACCCAUAUAUGAGGGACCUGAAUGCUCUGUCUGGCCUUUUGCUGGGCUGACACACUUUUACACCCAAAACUGCAGUUUCCACCCUCUUGUGCAUGGAGGUCACAGGACUUUUUGUAUUAUUAAAGAAUACCAUGAUUGAAAAGUGCUGCUACAAGCUUUUGUUUGUUCAAGGGACUUUGUUCAAGCAUUUAUUUGUUCCGUCAGCUAAUUUACAUUGUGAUAUCCGGGGCCCUCCGAUUGACUGCAAGCACAAAAAGUUAUAAGUUAUCAAUUGUUUAAGCGCUUUAAAUAUAUGAGAAUGUACAGUCCAAAUGGCAUAUAAUUGAUGUAAAUAUUUGUGAUGAAUAAUCUUCCUUUGCUGUAAGUUAUCCAUUCAGAAAUCUUUAUUCUUAAAAGUGUUCCAGCUACAGAGUUGUUCUGAACUGGCUUUGCUUUAAUUACUGCUGAUGGACAAUUUUGAUUUGCAGUUUUUCAAUAAUUUCUGUUUUUGUAAAUAUUGACAUUAUUGAGCCAAAUGAGUACUAGUUUCCAGUCACUCAAAGUGCCCAACUGAAGUGCCCUAUUAUCUGUUUUCAGGAUAAAAUUGCUCAUUUCCUGUUCACUAAUUUUAGUUCCCGUUAACUUUGGUGAUGGUGACAAAAUGGUGUGCUGUUUCAAGGAAUCCCUGGAGACCCCCGUAUCACCCAAGAGACUGUGUGAAACCGUUAGAUGAUUAAAAAAAAGUUUCCAGAUUACUCAGUGAGCUGGCACGUCCCUUCUUCUGCCCUGUUGUGCAAGUCACCAUCUUUUAAUAGCAAACAGGAAACGAGAGCCGUCAUUGAUGUAAACCUUUGUCCCAGUUACGACCAUCAGAGGGUGCUGUGGGAUUGCUAGCGCUUACCAACCUCAUUGUGUUAAGGAAGACAUGAACAAAAUGCAAUGCAUAGGUGAAAUUCAUUGUUUUCUGUUAGAGCAUCUUAUUCCCACUAAAGUGAAUUUUCACUGUUAUUGUUACUGCAUCAGCCUUUCCCGGUCUCUGAAAUAUGUGUAGCGUUGGAUAUUGUGAGUGAAUUGGAAUUCAAUUUUGGGAAUAAAAAUGCAUAGGCGUUAAACCCACGGAAGCAUCACAGACUCGGCAGGCACUGUGGGUAUCUCACAGUAUGGCUGCUGAAAACCUUUUUCUUUUUCUGGAAGGCAGUUUUAAUAAAGGCCAAUUAUGUGUUUA